Messenger RNA from Penicillium alfredii, 1095 nucleotides. RefSeq lists its product as uncharacterized. The record is from RefSeq and is a predicted model, not a curated record. The transcript has 6 exons. Bases 1 to 1095 code for a protein of 364 amino acids. Lineage: Eukaryota; Fungi; Ascomycota; Eurotiomycetes; Eurotiales; Aspergillaceae.
AUGACCGACACCGCAACCCCAAUCACCCUCCCCGUUAUCGAUAUCUCCAACGCACGCGACCCCACCGUGGGGAAAGCGAUGCUGGAUGCAGCCGCCAAAUACGGGUUUUUGUAUGUCAACAGCCGCGGAACUGACUUUACCGCCGAGGAUGUGGACCAUGCUUUUGGACUAUCCAGGAAAUUCUUUGCGUCGCCCGCCCAGGAGAAGGAGACCUGCCGGAUCACCCCCAAUAAUCGAGGCUGGUCGGGCAUGCACACGGAAACACUCGAUCCCGAGCACCAGCGGACCGGAGACUUCAAAGAAGCCAUGAACUUCGGCGACUUCAAAGACGGCAAAGCACAGCAACCACUACCACCGUCCCUAGCACCACACGAGACCGAAAUCCACGACUUCGCCGCCCUCUGCAACAAGACCUGCACGCGGAUCCUGAAUCUGCUAGCCCUCGGGCUUGAGAUGCCUGAAGACUUCUUCACAACCCGCCACGACCCCAGCACCGGCCCCACAGGCAGCAUCCUCCGCUACCUAUACUACCCAUCGAUCUUCUCGCCCGCAACAGCAUCAUACAAGCACGACACGGACGUGCGCGCCGGCGCCCACUCCGACUACGGCAGCAUCACGCUGCUCUUCCAGCGGCCGGGCCAGCCAGGACUGGAGAUCCUGACGCCCGAUGGCUCCUGGGCGCCUGUGCCCAUUGAGCCGGGUACUAACCCCGACAAUGCCGCUGUUGCCGACAAGGACCCGUUCCCCCCGAUCCUAGUGAACAUCGGUGACCUCCUCAGCUACUGGACGGACGGGCUGCUCAAGUCGACGGUGCAUCGCGUGGUAUUUCCCCUAACGGAGCAGCGGAGUCCGAAUCCGCGCGAUCGCUAUACGCUCGUGUACUUCUGCCAUCCGGUCGAUUCUACCGAGCUGGUCCCCGUUCCCAGUGAGAUCGUGGCCGGGCAUCGGGCUCGGACUGGGGGUGUGGCUGCCGGGGAGGAUCGGGUGGGAUUUGGCGGUGGUGCGGGCAAUCUAGAGCUUGGGAAGAGACCGUUGACGGCACAGGAGCAUCUGGAGUCGCGGCUGGCCGCUACUUAUGGGUUUAAGAAAGAGUAG